GAAGGAGUGAAGACUGAAAACAAUGACCACAUUAAUCUGAAGGUGGCAGGGCAAGAUGGGUCUGUGGUGCAGUUUAAGAUUAAGAGGCACACACCACUUAGUAAACUAAUGAAAGCCUAUUGUGAACGACAGGGGUUGUCGAUGAGGCAAAUCAGAUUCCGGUUCGAUGGGCAGCCAAUUAAUGAAACAGACACACCCGCACAGUUGGAGAUGGAGGAUGAAGAUACAAUUGAUGUGUUCCAGCAGCAAACAGGAGGAGUUUACUAAAAAAAUAACAAAAACACAAAAAAAGAACCUGCUACUUUCCGCUCCAGAACUGUGCUCCCACAGGCAACACAUCUACAAUUAGAAAAAUGAGACUUGGUUCAGCACAUCCUGACUACUGCAGUAUAGUUUUCUCUCUCCUCUCUUGAUUUUUUUUUUUCCUAUUCCUUCUAUUGUACAUAAAGUAACUGGUGUAUGUGCACAGACAUAAUGCAUAUUUUUUUUAACUCAAUGGCCAAUGGUAUGUUUUGAUCAACAUUUAAUGGAGAUGGGGUGGGAAAACAAACUGGUUCUGUGAAAAUGCCCCUUUCUCCGUUAGUGGCAUGCUCCUUCUACUUUUAUCUUUAUAUUCCAGUAAGUUAUUUUGCUCUCACUGUUUAAAAAAAAAAACAAAAACCUUGCAUACCUUUUUUGAUUGGAUAAUUUUCAAUGUUUUUCUUUUAUCAUUGUAAAACCAAGGACAAUUUUAUAACUUUUUUGUACGUAGCUGUUACAUGUAGAGCAAUCUCUGUCUAAGUAGGGGUAAAUUACUCUUAAAAAAAAAAAAAAAAUCCUAGAUAGUUUUCCCUUCAAGUAAAGCGUCUUGUUGUUUAAAUAAACUUCUUGUUUAAAAUAA
Messenger RNA from Merops nubicus (carmine bee-eater), 880 nucleotides. It is a transcript of the gene SUMO2, whose product is annotated as small ubiquitin-like modifier 2. Gene Ontology annotation, cellular component: nucleus. The annotation marks the transcript as partial. NCBI's taxonomy places the organism in Eukaryota, Metazoa, Chordata, Aves, Coraciiformes, Meropidae. The transcript is spliced from 3 exons. The record is from RefSeq and is a predicted model, not a curated record. Gene Ontology annotation, biological process: protein sumoylation. Gene Ontology annotation, molecular function: ubiquitin-like protein ligase binding; protein tag activity.